This is a messenger RNA of Auanema sp. JU1783, 1599 nucleotides long. NCBI's taxonomy places the organism in Eukaryota, Metazoa, Nematoda, Chromadorea, Rhabditida, Rhabditidae. The record is from the annotation of a GenBank genome assembly.
AUGUCGGCAGCAUCGAGGGCUUCUGCUGAUGUACGAGAAGAUGAAGAUCAGCAAGUGAAGUUCCAAGAUUGCAUUGAUUUACUGGUAGCAUGCGGGUACUUUCGGGCACGAAUCAAAGGUCUUUCUCCUUUCGAUAAGAUUGUAGGUGGUAUGGUAUGGUGUAUAACAAUGUGUAACUACUCCGUGGACGUGGACUUAUUACAUUCUGAGAACUCUACCAUUGGAGAACGAAUUGCUUUAACGGAAAAAAUCGUGGAGACACUGAACGCAUUGAAAUGUCCAUUCGCUAUCCAACCUCAUCAAAUCCAAGGAUUCGAUUAUAAGCAUAUCUUCCCUGUCAUACAGUGGCUAGUCAAAAAAACGAUAGAGGCCAAAGAGCUCCAUGGGGACGAGUUGGAACAUUACGCACUUUACAAAUAUGAGCAAAAGAAAGGAAUAAUUACUAAAUCAAGUCAAAACUACGAAGAGGUUAGAGCGAAUGUUUUCCCCGAACGUAAUUUCAAAAGAGGAUCGAACACCGUUACAAAAAACAUUUACGACGAUGCUUUGUGUACCUUAGCAGAAUAUUCCAACUUUGAAAAUAAUGCUGCAUCAAAUAACGAAUCUCUCGGGAGUACACUGAAAAACCUAGAAGAGACUUCCGCUCGCGACAAGGUCUCUACCAAAGUUUUGAAAAAAGUUAUCGAUAAUCUCGUACUCCCAAAAGAAUCUAUAACGUUGUCCGAGGAGGAUGUCAUGAAAGCCAAGUUGGAAGAGUUACAAUCCGCAAGAGAUUUGUUGGAUGUUCAGAUCACUGAGAUGGAUGAGGAUAAUAACGGACUUCAUGAGACCAUGUCAAUUUUGAGAGCCGAAACGAACGAGAUGAAACAAUUUAUAGAAACAAUAGACCCUGAAUUAAUGCAAGAGUACAUACGUUCUCAAGAUGAAUACAAAUCUCGUCAAGAGAGCCUGGCUAACUACGAGAAGAAUUGUGAAGAAGAACUUGCUGAACUGACCUCUGAACUUGAGCUACUAUCGAGUGAAGAAUCCGCGAUCCGUGAAGCAGACCUCACCACUUUGAAAGCUGCAUUAGCUUCCAAACAAAUGGAGUUGAGAAAUAUCAGACUAGACUACUCAAACGUAUCGCGAGAAUUCCUACAAAUGCAGACAAGCAUUGACAAUGUCCCAUCGGCAGCAGAAGUAGCGCAAUAUCACAAAAGAUUUGUGGAGCUCUAUGAUCAAAUGGCAAAUAAACAUUCCCAGACGAAGGAAUAUAUCACCGUCUUUAAUAAUUUAGUAGAUGUGAAGAAUUUCACGAAGAAACAGCUUGACUUAUUGGCAAGCAUAGAGGAGAACCUACCCAAAGCGACGAAAGAGCCAUACAGAGAUUCUUUCAAUCAGAACUUGCGGAACGUCUUGCAAGGCGUUGAAAAUAAUUUAGAAAAGAUCAAAGCAAAGAAUUCGCGCCUUGAAAAGGAUAAGGCUGAGUUACUUGAAGAGUAUUCUCAAUUAAAAGAAGAUCAAAGAGCUUUCGUGAGGGCGACGGAAGAGUUCGAACAGCUGUGCAAACGUAACAAAGAGUUAAAGAAACUCAUAAAACAAGCCAAUAGUGACAUGUAA